AUGGGGCUGGGGAUGCAAAGAAGUUUUGGAAUGAAAGAUGCAAAAGAUGGUGAUGCAAAAUUUUGGCUUCCCAAGGAAAAAUUCAGUAGGGUUUCUAACUUUUCCACCAAAUUGUGUAUGAAGCGUGUAUCAAAAGUUGUCUGUGGUGCUGGAAAAGAACUUCAGCUGGUUGUCCUCAAUCAUCUGCAGCCUGCUGUAGAAAUUAUUGGCUUUAGAAUUGGUGAGCUCAGGGGUCUUUCGAGAUGGCGCUCUCGUUACCUGGGUAUUGGUUUGGAUGAGACACUGGUGGACAAUGCAGUAGAAAAGGCUGGAAUGCUGCUUGUACAGGUUGAGCGAUUCAUAAGGGUGGUCUCAUCUGUUGUGCAGCAGUUUGCAAAUUUCUUCAGCUGGCUUCUGAAAUGUAUAAAGCAACUUAUGUCAGAGCCAAGUGAUCAACUUUUAAUGUACAAUAGUGAACUUGUUGUCGUGUUCUUGAAGUUUCUGUAUGAUCAAGAUCCUGUUAUGCAGAUUCUGGAUUUAUCUGAGGCUGAUGAAGAAAUUGACAUUGAUUUAGAAACAAUGGAGAGAGUCAAAGAAUUAGUACAAUUUGGAGGAUUUAAGGACAGCAAAUGUUUGCGAAGGACACUUGCAAAGGAGUUUCAACUGAUGGAACACAGUUUCAAGGAAGCUGCCCAGAUGCCUUUUUCUACUAUUUCAAAAAAGAUAUGUUGUAAGAAUUUAUUGCCUCUAUUCCCUCUUACAUCAGUUUCAGCAUCCACCCGAUACAUUCCAAUUUCACUGUCCUUCUAUGAGGAUGCCUCUGAAUUUGCUUCAUCUAAUCUGACUCAUGAAGUUGGGUUUACAGACUAUAUUUCCUUCCAAUUACCUGACGAGUCUUUUUUAGAUGUUACAAACUGUAUAGCUGUAGUGAGGGGAUCUAUGAAUGAUUCAAGCAAUGUGAAGCAGGGAAGACCUUUGGAAGCAAUCUUGUUGUGCAUCCCCUAUGGUUACCAUUGUGUGGAUUUGGCUCUAUAUAAGGACCAUCAAAUUGUUAUGUUGCUAAAUAAGAUGAAUGAUACUGGUGAAAAUUUGGGAGAUGCCUGGAUGAUGAUCUUGCAGGCCAGUGACCUUCCAUUUGUGCACAUUUCAGGAACCACUCGGGCAAAUAACUGGGAGUUGUACCAAUUAAAGGACUCUAUAUUACACCUAGAUGUGGAGAAUGAGAAGAUUCGCAGCAUUCCCCAUACUGUUGUUCCUCCCUUCUCAGUUAGUGCAAGUAGAGGUGUGGCUUGUGUUUUAGCUGCAAGAAAAUGGGUCCUGGUCUACAUACUGGACGAGGAUGAAGAUGAAAUCUCUGAUUCAGAAUGACUGUUUGUUCAAGAUUUUGUGGUAGUUAUGCCCGUGUUGCUCCUGUGGGUGGGCCUCUGCUCUCCGAAGAUGCAGACAUCGGUGUGAGAAGCAAUGCAUUUUGGCUUUUGUGACU
Eucalyptus grandis is the source of this 1462-nucleotide messenger RNA. RefSeq names its product anaphase-promoting complex subunit 4-like. Lineage: Eukaryota; Viridiplantae; Streptophyta; Magnoliopsida; Myrtales; Myrtaceae. The record is from RefSeq and is a predicted model, not a curated record. The transcript has 11 exons. Gene Ontology annotation, biological process: protein K11-linked ubiquitination; positive regulation of mitotic metaphase/anaphase transition; anaphase-promoting complex-dependent catabolic process. Gene Ontology annotation, cellular component: nuclear periphery; anaphase-promoting complex. Bases 1 to 1347 code for a protein of 448 amino acids.